GGAAGGUCGCAAUCACAAGUUUGUACAAAACCCAGGGAGCAUCCUCUGCAGCUAUCUCUCCUGUAUAGAUCACCUCUCUCAGACUGGCAACACACACAGGAAACGGCAAGUACAGCUUUAGCGCACAAUUGACACAUAUUUAAGCCAAUAGAAAGCCUCCCUCUCCCCGACUAGCCAAUUGGCGACUCAGUUGUAAAAGAAAGGCGGGACCGCAAUUCCCUAGCAACGCUUGGCUCUAUGGUGGUGGCGGUUGUUUCAACAUGGCGGCGGCAGCAGCAAAAAGAAGUGGACACUGUGGGAUAUUUUGGAUGAAUGGCGUGUCAGAUGAGGAACAGCCCUUGGUGUUUGUUCCCGGGGUGGAAGGUGAUGUGACGACUCAGACUCCUUUUAAUUUGGCACCAGGCAGCACCAGUACAUCCAGUAAAAGAGGUACCAAGGUGCGAACCAGAAGUAGCUCUGACUGCAAUGAGACCACACUAAAGAAAGGUGGCAAGAAACACGGCCACUUACGAAGUGAGUGCUCUGGGAUUUAUACCAAGGAAAAAGUGUCAGUCCAUCACAGUGCUACAGAGCACACCCUCUCUCCACCGUCUGAUACUUUUCACCCCUCAAUACAGGUAAUCUCUGAGACUAGCAGAGCUAAGAGCCAGGUCUGUUUGAAGGAUCUCUGUCCUGAAGAUAAGCGCCGGAUUGCAAACCUCAUCGAAGAACUAGCCAGAGUGAAUGAGGAGAAAGAGGAGUCAGUGCAACGCCUCAAAGAUGAACAGGAAAAUUUUGAGUGCAAGAUCCAGCAGCUGGAGGAACAGAACCUGAUCAUAGCACAGGAAAGAGAGAGCCUGCAGCAGCAGUACAGAGAGUGCCAGGAGCUGCUUGGGCUCUACCAACAAUACCUUUCUCAGCAGCAGGCAAAACUUAACCAGUCCAUUGCUCAGCUCAGCCAGGCACCAGCCCACAGCAAGGUGCUCAGUAGUGAGGAAGCCCCCAGCAGAACCUCUACUAGCAGAGCUAAUGGCUCACUCUAUGAUGGCUCGUACCUCUGCCUUGCUGCUACUCGAGCAGGGCAGCCUCAAGUGCACAGGAGUGGUGUUGGAGAAAGAGGAGCAGUACAAACCUGUAGAAACCCCGCCUCUUCUUCCUGUGAUGCUGAAUUCAGUCCAGUUAAUGGGCUGAUCAAACAGCAGAAGAAUCAGAAAAGUGAGUGCAGGGAGCAGCUCUCAGAGUCCUCCCACAGAUGUGAGCACUGUGGUAAAGACACUGGCUAUGGAACACAGCAAUGGAGAAGUGAUAAUGGCUCACGUCUUGAGACCUUUAACCAACAUGAGCUCGAAAGGCUCCACAGUGGGAAUGCCGUUGGCUCAGAGGCCAAGGAAGCCCUGACCAGGCCUCUGCUGGGUCACGAGGACUGGGAGGAGAAGAGGCACCAGCUACUGCUGCAGAAGAUGCAGUUGGAGAUGGAGAGAGAGAGGCUGCAGGCACGGCUGGCUGAGCAGGAGGAGAGGCUCAACAGACAGAAUCAGCAGUUACGACAGUCGCGUCUGGAUUACAGCAGGUUUCAACAAGCUACUCAAUCUGAUCUCAGCAGCUCAAACACUAGAAAAGGAGAUCGACAGCCUGAGGGUCCCUCCCACCAAGAUUUAUUCUCCAGUGUAUGUGAAGAAGCAGAAGUUCUUCCUGCAGGACAAAGCAUGCAUGAAAAACGCUCACAAACCAUACCUGCUCUUCUGAACAACGGCAAUGAGGCCUUAGAGGGGUCCAGAAAGGACAUGGCCACAUCUCCUGCUAAGUCUGCUGCAAGCCUGAGUAGGCCCACCUCAGUGUCUGUGAUGCAAAAGACCCCUGAGGCCAGGUUGGACUUUUCUGUGGUUGAAUUAUUGGAUAUCUUUACUCCUGUCUCUGCACCUGAGCUAAGCAAGCCGUUUGCUCGAAGACCCAAAACGUCCCAAUGUAGGUCUGCUCUCGCUGGCCCCAAACCAGUGGGCAGAUCCCUGCCUACCCCUGCUAGGCCUUGUCCUCAGUAUACCCAGCAGGACCUGGAAGAAAGCCAAAUACUGGAGGAUAUUUUCUUCAUUUGCUGACAAGGAAGAAAAUGGGGAGUGAAAAACAAAAAUGAGUCACUUGAUAUUCACCUGUUUGGUCUUGACCUUUUUAAUGUCUUACAUUUAAUUGACAUUCUAAAUCUGAGUUAUCAUGAUGUUGUACUGUGGUUUUACUACAAAUAAACAUAUUUAUUUAGAAUUGGU
Molecule: messenger RNA, 2240 nt
Organism: Micropterus dolomieu (smallmouth bass)
Lineage: Eukaryota; Metazoa; Chordata; Actinopteri; Centrarchiformes; Centrarchidae
Product: KIAA1328 ortholog
Exons: 12
Coding region: 261-2075 (604 amino acids)
Source: RefSeq, a predicted model, not a curated record